Molecule: messenger RNA, 3378 nt
Organism: Apus apus (common swift)
Lineage: Eukaryota; Metazoa; Chordata; Aves; Apodiformes; Apodidae
Gene: KCNJ11
Product: potassium inwardly rectifying channel subfamily J member 11
Exons: 1
Coding region: 151-1344 (397 amino acids)
Biological process (GO): regulation of monoatomic ion transmembrane transport; potassium ion import across plasma membrane
Cellular component (GO): plasma membrane
Molecular function (GO): ATP-activated inward rectifier potassium channel activity
Source: RefSeq, a predicted model, not a curated record
CGCUGCCGGGGCCGGCUGCGGCGGGGGCUGCGGCGGCGCCGUGCAACCCGCUCGGCCCCCGCGGCGCGGCCGUCCGCCCCCCACUCCCGCCCCCGGCGGAGCGGCGGCUGCAUGGGGCGGCGCUGAGCGGCGGAGCGGCGGCGGGGAGCCAUGCUGUCGAGGAAGGGGAUCAUCCCCGAGGAGUACGUUCUGACCCGGCUGGCGGAGGAUGUGCCGGAUCAUGCCCGGUACCGCGCCCGGGAGAGGCGGGCGCGUUUUGUGGGCAAGAACGGUGCCUGCAACGUGGCCCAUAAAAACAUCCGGGAGCAGGGACGCUUCCUCCAGGACGUCUUCACCACCCUUGUGGACCUCAAGUGGCCGCACACGCUGCUCAUCUUCACCAUGUCCUUCCUCUGCAGCUGGCUGCUCUUUGGCAUGGUCUGGUGGCUCAUCGCCUUCGCCCACGGAGACCUGGACUACAGCACCCGGCUGCAGCGGGACCCUGCAGAGGGGGCCCCGGCUGGCUUUGUGCCCUGCGUGACCAGCAUCCACUCCUUCACCUCCGCCUUCCUCUUCUCCAUCGAGGUGCAGGUGACGAUCGGCUUCGGGGGACGCAUGGUGACAGAGGAGUGCCCAGCUGCCAUCCUGGUGCUGAUCGUGCAGAACAUCGUGGGGCUGGUGAUCAAUGCCAUCAUGCUGGGCUGCAUCUUCAUGAAGACCUCCCAGGCCCACCGCCGGGCCGAGACCCUCAUCUUCAGCAAGCAUGCGGUCAUCGCCCUGCGGGAGGGCAAGCUCUGCUUCAUGCUGCGGGUGGGUGACCUCCGCAAGAGUAUGAUCAUCAGCGCCACCAUCCGCAUGCAGGUGGUGAAGAAGACUGCCAGCCUGGAAGGGGAGGUGGUGCCCCUCAACCAGAUUGACAUUCAGAUGGAGAACCCCGUGGGGGGCAACAGCAUCUUCCUUGUUUCCCCACUCAUCAUCUACCACGUGAUAGACAAGAACAGCCCCCUCUAUGACAUCUCGCCCCUGAACCUUCACCACCAUGAAGACCUGGAGAUCAUAGUCAUCUUGGAAGGGGUGGUGGAGACCACUGGCAUUACCACUCAAGCCAGAACCUCCUACCUGGCCGAUGAAAUCCUCUGGGGCCAAAGGUUUGUGCCCAUCGUGGCAGAGGAAGAUGGGCGAUACUCUGUGGACUACUCUAAAUUCGGUAACACAGUGAAAGUGCCCACCCCUUCAUGCACUGCUAGGCAGCUGGAGGAGGACAAGAGCAUUAUGGACACCAUGCCGUUGUCCCCUAAAGGCACAAUAAGGAAGAGGUCUGUCAAGCUAAAGCCCAAGUUUACCAUAAGUGAAGAGCUUUCCUGAUGCCUUUUGACUGGGAAACUCAGUUAGGGCUUUGUGUCUGAAAGAUCUCAUAAAUUCAAAACACUGAGGUGGCCUCUUACUUUUUUUUAAAUUCAGGUUGGUAGCACAAGGUAUGUUCUGGUGUUAUUUAUUGUGAGAUAAAUCUAAAGCUAAUUAUAUUUUUUUAAAGGUGUGUGAGAUUUCAAGCAGCACUGGGAGUAGAAGAAUCAUGUUCUGCAGCUUUAAAUUUCAAUUCAGACUAUUUAAUUGCACAAUCACUUUGCAUUGAUUAAUCUGCAGGUAAUGACAUUUUCUCCAAAAAGAGAUGUAUAUUUCUCUUCAGAGACUGCAGUACUUAGAGUCUUGCAGUGUCCGAGAAUCAGUAGUUUUUAACAGGUGGUUUUUUUCUAACUUGGACAAUCAAUAUAGCAAAAUAUUAAUAAUUUAAAAAGUAGGCCGGAUUUAAAUUAUAGCAAAAAGGUCAGGCAGUGUUAUGUAUGACAGACAGACCAGAACUGGAAGUGUUAAUAUAUUAUACUCUAUGUCUCAAAGAAAUUAACUGACAGACCUGCUUCAUCCCUAUUGUAUUGUAUGGAGUCAGUCCUACCACAUGCAGUAUGAAAAGUAUUUGAAUAUUUACAUUUGUUCAUUUAAAAACCCUUUACACUUCCAAAAUAAAACAUUCAGGAAUACCUUUUUGGACUGUACAUUUCUGAUAGAAAGCAAUGCUUUAUCUUUAGAAAGAGUAGCAGAUAGUACACAACUGAAAUUAAUUAUAAAUAGGAAAAAUUCUGCAUUCUAAUUGUCUAAAUGAACAGAAGCAACAUCCCCACACACGCACACAACAGAGCCACGUGGCAGUAAAAAAAAAUAUUAAUCUCUCCCCUAGGUCAGAGUGAGUUCUGUUAGAUAAACCCAGGAAUAUAAAUAGAAUUAGAUACUUUAAAUGAAAGGGAAAUGCUGAAUGCUGAAAUUCUGGCUGCGUGCAGUAAGCAAAAUGUUUCACUCCUUUCCCUUUUGUAAAAGAAGCAGAUGUUUUUGUGCUUAGGGAAAGGAGGGAUGUGUAAGACAGUGUGGUCAGUUCUGGGAUGCUGUGUCACAAAACAUACUGCUGCUGAGGAAAUUAUUCCCUUCCUAUUUACAUCCUGACCUCCCUACUCAGCCAGUGCUUGCCUUGUUUUUUUCAGCUGAGUUUAGGAUCUGGUAUUUACUAGCAAGCAAGAUGGAGCCAUGUUCACCCCCUCAGUUCCACCUUGACAACAGGAGCAAGUCCCCUUAGCGCGGUCCUACACAGUCUCUAUCUAGGGAGACAGAGAAUAACCAACAGCAGCAAUUUUAUUUCUAUGCAGGGUUAUUAGGAAAUAGCAGCAGCAUUAACUGCAGUGUGCUACUAACAGGGAAAACUGCCACUCAAGUAAAAAAAAGAUAAUGUUGUCCAAGUAAAACCUUGAUAAGCAUUACAGAACUUAUCCAACACCUGCUUACACAAGCUGUGCAGAGAGGCACCGAGUUACUUUCAAACCUAACUAUUCAAAGAGCUUAUAGAUCAAGUUCUUGUAUGUUAUGUAGUUUUCAACAGACACCUGGAAUGAUUUCUGUUGGCAAUAAUAUGGCAAUUUUUGAUGCCUUGUCAGUGUAACAGUAUGACAAACUCAUUCAAAAAUGUGACAAAAUGUCCAUAUCGACUACGGAAUAUUUUCAGGCAUCUAUAAUAAAAUGAAAUAAUGUUUGGAUAAAAUAAAAGGUUGUUUUAAAAUUAUAAAACAGUAGUUAUAUUUUCAAUAAUUAUGUAUUUCAGUUUCAUGAAGUCCUGUAUCAGCAUUAUGAGACUGCCAGUUAAAACAAUAAAUGCCUGUUCAGUUUCCAAAUUCCCAAUACACCAAUACUAUUCUGUGAACAGCUCCAAAAAUGUGAAGACAGUCAAACUAUUAACAAAUAGUCAGCAAAGAAAAUUUGUAAAGGCAUAUUUUACAUUUGUAAUAACAAAAAAUCCUAUUUUUUAAAAGAGGGAAUAAUUACGUGCAACUAAUGAUUAAAUUUCUUCUUUAAGACUGA